This is a messenger RNA of Physeter macrocephalus (sperm whale), 12551 nucleotides long. RefSeq names its product formin 1 (gene FMN1). Gene Ontology annotation, molecular function: microtubule binding. Gene Ontology annotation, biological process: actin nucleation. Lineage: Eukaryota; Metazoa; Chordata; Mammalia; Artiodactyla; Physeteridae. Gene Ontology annotation, cellular component: cytoplasm; actin filament; nucleus. The record is from RefSeq and is a predicted model, not a curated record.
GCGGACUUUUUACAGUUGCCCCGGACGCCCCAUCACCGCGCAAACCGGAAGGAGGGCUCGGGAGGGACCAGAGUCCGGCCAAGUGUGCUCGCCCCGUGGCUGAGUCCCACCGGCGGGCCCUGCUGCCCUCUGUCCUGGAAGUUAAGAGCCGGUGGAGUGGAGAAACUGAGAGAGCAGGGGAAGGUCCCAGAAGUCAGAAUCUGCCGCCCAGGGCACGGCUGGGACAUGGAGGACGUGGGUAACGCUCCGAAUGGCAGUGAUGGCUCGGAACCAGGACAACCCGAAGCCGGACUUGACGUGGCCCAGGCGAUCCUGACCAAGUUCUCUAUGAAAUCCCUGUUUGGGUUUACGAGUAAAUUGGAAUCUGUGCAGCCUGAAGAGGAAGAAGCGGUGCUGAAAGCCUUCCGCAGUUUAGUGGUGGAUCCCACGCCUCAGCUGGAGGAGCCCAGCAGCGGCUUGGAGCCGCCGGAGGCAGAGGCUCAGGUUCCACCUGACCUCGGAAAUGAUGGGAAGACUACGAGGGUGGAGACAGAGACGGGGUUGGAGGGAAGCCGGGGAGAAGCAGAGGCAGGGAUUUCUGUGCCUGGUCAAGAGCUGCUUCCACUGGCUGCUUUGAGUGUGUGCAGAGACAAUGUCAUUUUGGUUCGCGGGACCCUGGUGAACACCACCAGUGAUUCUGACUCUGAUGAUGCAGGCCAGGAGCCAGAAGAGGGAAGCAACGCCAAUGGCCCAAAGUCCCCUCGUGGUGUUUUAUCUGAGCCAUCUGAGCAGCCCCAAGAAAAGCCAGGCGAUGGGAGGGAAAAUACUGCCACUGGAGAAAGGGGUGAUGCAGAGCCCAGUGGAGAAGGUCCUCAAAGGACUCUGCAGGAGAUAAACUGCAAAUUGGAACCCGACGAUGGUGGCCUUCAGACAGAGCACAGCCCCGGCCAGCGACAAGCUGGAGAAGAAGGUUCCAAAGUUCUACCUGUGGUAACAGACCAGAACUCAAGUGUUGGUGUCACUGAGAACACCUCUUCUAAAAAAGAAGUCCCUGGAGAGAAGUCCUUCCAGCUUCCAGCUUUUUUUAGUGGGCUUCGUGUGCUGAAGAAGGGAGCCCCAGCCGAGGUCGGGGAGACCAUCACUGAAAUUAAACCAAAGGACGGGGACCUGGCUUUGCUUAAGUUGACCCAGCCUGUCCAGAGGUCCCUAGCACAGGCAGGGCCUCAGACAGUGAAGAUGGGAGAGAAAACAAAUGAUCCAAAGGCCUCUCCCACUCUCCUGGAGCAGCUCUCUCAGCUGCUCAACAUUGACGUCCCCAAAGCCGAAUCGAAGGCAGAAGACCCUGAACAGCCCAGGGGGGAAGAGAUGAGUGGCAGUACUUCUCAGGAGAGCCAGAGCGGCCCCGGAGAAGCCCAGACCCAGGGAGGAGAGGUCAAGCCAAAGCCGCCAGAGACUGCCUUGGAGGCCUUUAAAGCCUUAUUCAUCCGUCCCCCCAAAAAGGGGACCACAGCUGACACCUCUGAGCUGGAAGCUCUCAAGCGCAAGAUGAGGCAUGAAAAGGAGUCCCUAAGAGCUGUGUUUGAGCGGUCGAGGUCAAGGCCAGCAGAUGGCCCCUCAGAUUCCAAAAGCCCUGACCACAGCCCCACUGAGCAGGACGAUAGGACUCCUGGCAGACUCCAAGCUGUCUGGCCACCCCCAAAGACAAAAGACACAGAAGAAAAAGUGGGAUUGAAGUACACUGAAGCAGAAUACCAAGCUGCUAUUUUACACUUGAAGAGGGAGCACAAAGAAGAAAUUGAAAACCUGCAGGCUCAGUUCGAACUUCAAGCCUUUCAUAUCCGGGGUGAGCAUGCAGUGAUAACAGCAAGACUAGAAGAAACCAUUGAAAAUCUCAAAUACGAGAUAGAACACCGAUGGCGAGGAGGAUGUGAAGAGAUGAGGGAUGUGUGUGUCUCCACCGACGAUGACUGCCCUCCAAAGACUUUCAGAAAUGUGUGCAUCCAGACAGACAGACAGACUUUCCUCAAACCCUGCGAAGGUGAAGACAGGACAACCAGAAGUAACCAAAUAAUACCCAAAAAGCUGAAUAUCUCCUCUUUAAGCCAACUCUCUCCCCCAAAUGACAGCAAAGACACCAGUGUACCACUUCAAUCUGCGGAAAGCAUUUCAUCGAGUCAGCAGAAGGCAACGCCUCCCCCUCCCCCUCCCCCUCCCGCACCACCCCUACUGGCAGCCAUCCCUCCCCCUCCUCCCCUCCCACCCGCACCUGGACCUUUGCCACUGGCACCUCCGCCACCACCUGUGAAUACUGUGCUUCUAAGUGCUGGCCUUCCCCUCCCUCCCCCACCCCCCCCACUUCCUCACUCCACCGCUGCACCCAACAGUGGGGGGCCUCCUCCUGCUCCGCCACCCCCAGGACCUGCGCCUCCACCUCCUCCUGGACUCUUCUUCGGAGUCAGCCCUCCUGCUAACCAGUGUCCUCGGAAGCCAGCCGUCGAACCCAGUUGUCCCAUGAAGCCUCUGUACUGGACUAGGAUACAAAUAAGUGAUAAGAGCCAAAAUUCUACACCAACCUUGUGGGAUUCCUUAGAAGAACCUGAUAUUCGGGAUACUAGUGAAUUUGAGUAUUUAUUCUCCAAAGACACACCUCAGCAGAAGAAGAAACCUCUGUCAGAGUCCUAUGAGAAAAAAAACAAGAUCAAAAAGAUCAUCAAGUUAUUGGAUGGAAAACGAUCUCAAACUGUGGGAAUCUUGAUAUCUAGUUUGCAUUUAGAAAUGAAGGAUAUCCAGCAGGCCAUUUUUAACGUGGAUGAUUCUGUGGUUGAUCUGGAAACCCUGGCGGCCUUAUAUGAAAACAGAGCCCAAGAGGAUGAACUCGUUAAAAUAAGAAAGUAUUAUGAGACAUCCAAAGAGGAAGAAUUGAAGCUGCUGGAUAAACCUGAGCAAUUUUUACACGAGUUAGCCCAGAUCCCUAAUUUUGCUGAACGUGCCCAGUGUAUAAUCUUCAGAUCUGUCUUUUCUGAGGGCAUUACUGCUGUGCAUCGAAAGGUAGAGAUCAUCACACGAGCUUCUAAGGGCUUGCUGCAAAUGAAGAGUGUGAAGGAUAUUUUGGCUCUCAUUCUGGCUUUUGGAAACUAUAUGAAUGGAGGAAAUAGGACUCGGGGACAAGCAGACGGGUAUAGCUUAGAAAUUCUGCCCAAACUCAAGGACGUCAAAAGUCGGGAUAAUGGGAUUAAUCUGGUGGACUACGUUGUGAAAUAUUACCUGCGUUACUAUGAUCAGGAAGCAGGAACAGAAAAGAGUGUUUUCCCCCUGCCCGAACCACAAGAUUUCUUUCUGGCCUCCCAAGUCAAAUUUGAAGACCUUAUAAAAGAUUUGAGAAAACUGAAGAGGCAACUAGAAGCAAGUGAGAAACAGAUGGCAGUGGUGUGUAAGGAGUCACCAAAGGAGUAUCUGCAGCCAUUCAAGGACAGACUCAAAGAGUUCUUCCAGAAAGCCAAAAAAGAGCAUACAAUGGAAGAAAGUCACUUGGAGAAUGCACAGAAAAGUUUUGAAACAACAGUAGGAUAUUUUGGGAUGAAGCCGAAGUCUGGUGAGAAGGAGAUCACACCCAACUACGUGUUUAUGGUGUGGUAUGAGUUCUGCAGUGACUUCAAGACAAUUUGGAAACGGGAGAGUAAAAACAUAUCUAAAGAAAGAUUGAAAAUGGCUCAGGAAUCAGUCAGCAAGUUAACAGCAGAGAAGAAAGUGGAGACAAAGAAAAUUAACCCCACGGCUAGUCUGAAAGAAAGACUGCGUCAGAAGGAAGCCAGUGUGAGCACCAACUAACACAGAGACACAGGAAAACAAUGACGGUGAGACAUAGUACUCUGCAUGAUCCUUUGUAACACCAGUGUUGCAAGAAGUUCUCGAAAGAUAUGUCACUAAAUGUUUAUUUUGCUCAUCUCUUUCUGAGCACCCCGUGCCUUCUUAAAGAAGUCCCUUGUUAAGCCAUAGGAACAAUGAAAAACUGCUGAAGAAGUAUUUGAUAACUGUUUCUUCUAGAGGUCCAAAGUUCGCUCUGUUAUGAGACCAGAAGAAUUACCAAGAUUUUCCAAUUUUUGUUUAAAAGCAGAGAUUUCAAGCUUUCUAACCCAAACCUGAUAUAUAUAAACUUGUGACAGAAGAAGAGAAGGAUGUUUUGUGACAGUUGCCUUGAGCAAGUUCAAGCCUUGGUCUUUACAUACUGCUGGUUUGAUUAUUGAUCUUAAUUUUGAUACUAUUGCAGCAAGAUCCUGAAGCACCCUUCUCGCCAAAAAUGUUGAAACUUACCAAAACUACUUUAAGAGGUCCAAGACUAUCUAUUUCCCACAGUCAAAAAACGGUUAUUUUUUUCAUUGUUUUUUUAUGUAACAUAACAGAAAAUGGAAUUAUACAUGUAUGGAGAAGGGGGUUAAAUAGCCAUAAACUUCAUCCUGGAGAACAAAUUAUGACACAGGGAGCUGGCAUCAGCCAUUUAGCGAGACCCAUUCUUUUGUUUUCAUAUCAGUUCAUUGGGGUUUCCUGGACCACUAGGGAUUCUCCACCCCUUCUGUCCCAGAAGAAACUCUGAUACCUGAGUGGGGACAGACUUGGGGUCAAAACACCUGCUUGGACAAGUGACCCAGUAUCAAUCAGAGCACAUCUCACACCUCCAAUCAUCUAUGUGUGGAUAACACCUUGGUAACCUACAGCUGAGCUGUACACCGUGUUCUGGAACCGGAUGUGGCUGGACCUCUCCCACCAACCCCAGGAGGCAGUUUCUAGACAGGAGAGCAGAUGCUACUUGCAGCCCUUUAUCAUGACCUUGACCGACAGGCAUGUGACAUAUGGUGAAGCAGGGGUUUUUUAACGUCAAAAGCAAAAAAACUAAGGGCAGAAAACGAGUUCUUUACAUCAAAAUGGGAAGAAGGUGAUUACAUUGAUAUUGAACUUUGAGUGGAAUAUCAUACAUAGGCAGCUUUUUCUGACCCUGGAAGCCCAUGUGACCACUGCCUCUUGAGUCACAGGGCAACCAAACUGGACCUCUCUCCUAACAUUUUGUCCUUAAGCCACCACUCUUCUAGUCUAUCUUGUGAGGAGAGAAGAGAGGAGACUUGGGGUGAACUGAGAUGAGGAUCAAAGACUAUCAGGUUUCAGCCUUGAAAGGAGAGAGGCCCAAGCUUUCUCCUCCAAUUGGUGGAGGACCGUCUAUAGAGAUGAGCAGAAACUUUAAAACCCUUCCCCAUCCGCCUGCCAUGUGUGGCCUGCCCCUUGCCCCACCAUCUUCCCAGGUGCCUGAGUGUCUACCCAGGACAUGCCUGCCAGUCAUCAGCCCCCUCAGGGACCCCAUAAUAGAUCUGGCCAAUUAAAGCAGCACCAUAUUCUAAUAGAAUGCCCAUUUGGGGAAUCAAGAAUGCACCAUCAGGAUCAAAUCAAGUCAUGAAGCCAUAUUCAUGCAGGUGUGCUAAUCACCUUUUCUAACAAUUCAAAAAAAAAAGGAAUAUAAUAAUAUGGUUUGGUUUUUUUCCCCAAAAAAUAGAAGGAUGAGACAAACAAAAUAGCAGAGCAGGUAAGAACUUACAUGACUAAAAGAAGUUGCUUAUGAGCGAGCUUUUCAUACCGCUUUCUUAGAUUGUUUCUCUUCAUUUUCACUUAAUGGUGAAGACGACCUAAGGAAUUCCUAGAUUUAAAACAAAUUCUGCUUACAGCUACCCUGUGCUCUGUGACAGUCCUUCUAGUAUUAUCAUACAAAAGAAAAAGCGCCAGUUUUGCCCGUGGCUUGGGAAUCAACUCUGAGUUUAGUGAGAACAACAGAAGUCUAGAUCCUUAAUGGCUCCUUAAGGACUUGAUGGGAGAGAACGGCAGGAGGCUCUCAGUGGGGUCCCUGUAGCCCACUUCAGGUCUUUAAAUAGGAUGCUCACAAGAAAAUCACUGGAGGGAAGCAGGACUGUCGCUUUAUAACCCUACAAAAACAUUGCUCUCAGGGAACCAGUGCUGAAGAAUAAUGAGCGGAAACACUGAAUUUGAGAGUUAGACAAAUGCAGCCCAGGUUGGAUUUCAUCCUAGUGGACAGGCUAGACAUUGGCAGUCAAAUACCUAUUUCUAAAGAGCAACGUUUGCCUACCUCUGUUGGGGAAACCUAGUGAGUCCAAUGUAGUGAUACUGUAUCACUACACUAGGCAGGCUCCCCAUUAUUCUCUCCCAGUUUGCAUCCUGCAUUAGGUAUCUGGACACCCUUCCCAAGUCCACACGUGGACUGCAUUGUGACAGCACCCUCAUUUCUAACUUGACUUGAUGCUCGGUAAAGGUUCACAAGAGUUUGUUCAAGGUGGGCCAUCUAAAACAACCUGGAGGCCCUGAGAACAGUCCGUCCAAAACGCAGUUGAGAUUGUAUUAACUCCAACAGGUGUCGCUAAACUUUUCAUGGAGAAGUAGUAGUUGGGGUACCACUUAGCAGGGUGGGCACUUCUGGCUGCUCUAAGCAUAGCCCUGCCUGCACUAGAGGGACAGUGGCCAGUAUUUCUACUCUGCGUUUAACCAGACACUCACACCUGACCUACUAGUCAGACUCGGAGAAACCUUAACUUAUAACAACAUCAUCUCUUCCUAGCCAAGGUUCAUUAAAUCCGAGGACACAGCAGAUAGCAGUUCAGAUUCCUGCAUGAGUAACUGGCAUAAUCAUCGAGCACACAAGUAUAUCAUAUAUGACACGAAAGCAUGAUAUAAACACGUUAGUUAAAAAUAUAGGCCUGUGAGGUAUCAAUAAUCAAGUGAGGAGAAGGUGUGCUGUAUGGUUUUUUAACUCAAGAAGAGGCAGCUUAUGGGAGGGGGCGUGGUGAAGGGAAGAGGUGGCCAAGAAGAAAUGGAUGAUGUGAUGAUGGUCGAGGCCCAGGGGUCACAGGUGAUGGACCUGCUACCCGACAGUUACCUUUUGAAUCUUUGGUUGAUGUCUGUGAUACCUCUUUAAACAUUCAUUGCAACUACCUAGGAACUAUGAAGAGAGAAGGUCUGAAAUCUGUGAAGCAGAAUAAGGAAAUCCAGUGGUGCUCUUCCAUCUUUAAAUGUUCUAGCCGAAACAAAUUGGCAACAUGGUUGAGGAACUGAAUGCCAGAUUGGGUGCUAGUCUCUGACCCCCUCUUCUUUCCGGUAAGAAUAGUAGAAGCUGCAUGCCUGCUCAGCCUCCCUUAGGCACCUCCUUUUCUCAUAAGUACUAUAAGGAAAGGCAUUUCCCUAAAUGAUAAGCUCCUAUGCUGCUGGUGGAGAACCCGGAAGAACUAAAGGAAGGAAUAAAACUCUUUGGUGGUAUUGGAAACCUCCAGCAAGAUGAAGAAGUCAUUGGUAUAGUCCUUCCAAGACCAUGAUUGGAUGUAGCAAAAGAGACGUAAGUGUAUUUUUGGUAAAGAUUUGCUUGUUGGACUGGGAUUGCACAUCUCUCUCUAGAUUAUACCACUUGUAUGGAGGAAUUUUCAUUUUACUUCUAUUCUUGCUUUCUUGGACAUCAUAUUUUGUCAUUUCUAUUUCUGCUGCUUUCUUGCCCGGUGUCAUUGAUGAAGAUCAUUGCAUACACUAGCACAGCAAACAGCACAUAGACAGCCAGUGUAGGAAGGGGAAUUAGCAGUACAGACCUGUGGCCUCUUUUCCAGUAACCAGACUGUAACAUUGACAUGGGAACCUCUUCACUCCCUGACAUUCUAAAUUGAUCUCUUUUGUAGUACUGCACCCUCGCCAAACAAAGAUAAAACCAAUUUGGGGCUUUCUAUGUUAAGGGGAAGGAAGAACUGCAAAAAAUACAGCUUUUUCCCCAAAAAUACCUGAUGCAAAUAUCAAAUAUCCAAUUUUAUAAAUUAAAUAGUCUAAAAAUUGCUAACAAGAACUCUCAUUAGAUUUGAGCUUCAUUUUUCUUUGAUCCUGCCUGUUCUAAUCAGAAAAAAAAAGAAAAAAAAAUGACCUGAAGGGGGAAAAAAGCAUUAGCAGAUUUAGCAAUCCACAAAUUAAUUAGUUCCUGAAUCACACACACAAAAAACAAAAAAGACAUAUUGUGAAACCCAAUGUUAUAGAAGUCCUAAGCACAUAAGGAUUUGAACAGCUGUGAGGGCUGAUCAGCGUGGACAAAGUAAGAGCUCUUAACUGCCCACUUGAGACUUCAGCCUAAACCAGGCAAUGUUUAGAGUGUGAAUUCAAGAGAGUCAAGUAUUGCUCCAAGCAGUUUAUUUUUGGAAAAGCCAUGUACAAAGAGAAGUAGUAUAAUAUAGUGAAAUAAGUGCUAGACUAUGAAAAUUUCCUUUCUCUCCUUCUCUCGUAAAAGCAGUUUAUAAAUGUAUGGAACAUCCAGAAGCCCAUGAAUACGACGCUUCAUAGGUUAGGUUUUUACCUUAGGAACACAGCUAAAGAGAGUGGAUUGAAUAAAGAAGUGAAUUUUCAUUCAUGUCAGCUACUUUGUUAUCAUAAAGAAAUCUACAACACAAGAGAAACAAGUCUGUGUGGACAAACUUAACAGUAUUUGAAACAAAUGGCCAGUGCUUAACCUUUCCAAAAUGCAAAUAAGUUGUGGGACCUGUUUCCAUUUUCCAGCUAUGAAGAGAGAUAAUCUGGCUGCUUGGAACCUUGUCUACUAUUGGUGCAGAAGUCACUUAAAGGCACCUUUUGGAACAGGCCUCAGCAGGUCUGGCUCCUUUAGACUCCCAUAACGGUGUUUGCAAGUCCAUGAGUGAUUGAAUCCAGGCAACACUGGGCUCAGUUACACAGCUGUAUGUGACUGAGAGGCUCAUUUUGUGUCAUUUCUGCACACCUGUCAGUUGUUGGUACCUUGUUAGAGGCACUUAAUUUUAGUUUCACAGUUCUUCCUUUCCCCUCCCAAGGAGUGGGCAAUCCACCAAACCCUCCCAGAUCAAUGCUUUGCUGAGAAGUAGUAAAUUCAAGAGUAUUAACAUGUCAACGUGGAAGCCAGUUCAGUAGCCUUAUUUGUUCCAAGACCCUUAAUCAACACUGUGAUAUAAACUUAGCAUUUGGGAAAUUUGUGUAGUUGACAACUUACUUCGAAAUGUGAAGAUAUGAAAAUGGCAGCAAGUUUACUCUGUCUCUUAAGGUGCCCAUGCAGUUUCUACCAGUGAAGAGAUUAGGGAAGCAGAUCAAGCCUCAUUCAGUAGGUUAUCCUGUCCUCAGUGGAGCUUGAGGGACAGGAUAACCUCAAGCUAUCCUAUCCUAUCCUCGUUUCAUUUCUUCUCCACCCCCAGCCCAUCUCCCAACUACCCUGGUGACAAAACAGUAACAUGACCUUUUCCUUCUUGUCUUCCCUUCUCUAGUAUGAUGGUUUACUUCAGUCAGCGCGCAAACGAACUCUGGCAUGUCUAUAAAGUAUUUGUUCAUGAAUGUCUUCUUCAUGCUAUAGUCUGGGGAAGGCUGAUUUAAUCUCAAUAUUUUAAAUGAGAGUGGUAGCUAAAGCCAUUAAUUUAUUCUACAUUCCAUAUUCACAUAUAAUUUUCUAUUUUUAAUCUUCUCAAAUAUACUAAGAAUCUCCAGUGUAUCUCCUUUUCAGAAAGCUGAUUCAUAGACUUCUGUGGGCUGUUUUUUUUUUAUGCAUUGUGUGAAAUCUGAUAGCACUGGGCUAGCAAAAUGAAAAUGAGCCCACAGCAAUUUGGCCUUCUUCCCCGUGGAGUAAACAACCUUCUACCACCCUUAAGCAGUUUUGUAGGCUGAGCAUUUCCCUAGAUGCUACCUGUGCAGACACCAAGGGGUUCUUUUGUCUUGGAAGCUGUAAGAAUGUCUUAAAAGAGAAUGAAUACUUCUCCCCAUAUAUAGUGUGAGCUUCCAAUGUGUUGUAAUUAGUAUAUGAAGUAAGAAAUCUAAUGUUUUCAGGCAUCCAUGCCCAGUGGUUUGUCAACAUCUUUGGCAAAGUUGUACAUACUUUCCUUCCUUGUUCUCUUCUAGGGCUUGCUUCCAUUCUUGUCUCGUGAAACAAACGUAUUUUUGUUUACUCAUCUCGGUCAGCUUUCCAAAAUGAGAGGCUAGUCGCAUAGACCACUGAGUAUAAGGGAAAUUACUCUCCACCACACCAUGACAUGGAUGAUAGGUGUAUUUAGGAAUGCACAGCUUUCUAGGAACUCUUGGGGUGGAUUCCAAAUUCCAGGUUUCUAUGAGGUAUAUAAAAAUGGGUAUUUGGCACACAAAGAUUAUACUACUCUUCCCAGUAAGAGACUAAGAGAUUCAAAAUCUCCAUUUUAGAUAGGUUUGAGCAAACUAUAAGUAGCUUAUGUUUUUCCCUUUCCUCUUGGCAACUUGUCCCUACCUAUAAUCUUAUUUCUUCAGAUCUGACCACCAAGGCAUGAAGAAGGUAGUGUCAACCCACUGAGAUUUCCCUCUGCAUAAUCCUCUAAAGAUGUUCAUUUCCUUUGGAAACAAAUCCAUGGGUGAGGGGGAAAGUCCAGUGACAAUUCUCUCUGCCCAGAGUGACACACAUAGGAUUUUGGGAUCUAUCAAAGGGAUAGGUCUAUGCCAAAUAUUAAUUUUACAAUUCUUCAGUUUCUCAAGAUGCAAAUAAUAUGACCCUACUGUUAGUAGGAUGUAUAUAAGAAUAUAAGCAUUAAGAAAAAAAGGCCUUCCCUUUAAAGAAACAAUUGCAGAUACUCUUAAAAAGGCAGAAACUUUUAAAGUUAGAAAUUGAAUAAUUUUUAAGAUUCUUUGGAGGAAACAUGUCAUCGAUUCAUCAUAGUCUUUUCCUUUCAUUGAAUUUUAAUUUAGACUAGCAUGGAAGCAGAGUGCCCCUGGACUUUGAUUUAGGGGGAUCGUGCUUUGGCCUGGAAAAACAGUACUGGCCUGAAUGCCCAGAAACUUAAGUGAAGUCAGUCAGCAUACUAAUAGGAAUCAGGCCUAACAGAAAUGUAAAUUAUUUCAAGUCCUUUAGAGUUUAAUUUUCUUAUCAACACCCUCGACCCUGCUUCCUAAAAAUUAAUUUGAUCCAUGCAGUUUAUGUGUCUUCAUUUUGCCUUGUGAGAUUACAAGCAAUGGGAUAAUGGAGAAAAAUAGGAGACAGGGGAGAAGGAAAAUUUGAACGAGGCCAGGGUGCCAUGUUUUGCUGAUAUAAUAAUGCCUUGUUAGGGAGCUGGUGACCGUUGCCAUGGUUGUAUCAUGGGCAGCCUUUCAGUGGAAGCUCAGGGCAUAAUAUGUAUGAGAGCAGUGGGGAGGGAGUGCCCAGUAUCUCAUAUUGGUCCGUGCCUGACAAUGUUCUGGAAAAGCAGGUACCCCAGUGAGACUGGCCUGUGCUUGUUGAAAUAACUCCAAUGAAUUUCAGAUUCAUUUCCAUGGGGUCGGUUGUCCAUGGACCUUCCUGUUUCCUCUAUGCCUGUUUAAAAGUCAUUUUGGCAUCAAGCUUCAUUUCACUUUUCUCCUUUCAGUACUUCUGCAUCAGCCUCCCCUUCCUUCACACCCCACAGCGAUUUUUUCCUCACUUUACUUUUACAGUUUCUCCAGGACCCAGCUUUCUCCACCCCUUUCCCCCACAGACACCUGAAAGUCCCCUGAGCCCUCACUCCCUCCUCUCACACCCUGUGCUCCAGCCCCCAGCCCUUUGGACAGGGAGCUCUGCUGUCACCAAGAGAGACACAGCGUUGUGACUGCCUCUUGUUAAUGUCAGCACCACCUCAUCACUUAGGCAACGAGGGAAAAUCCAUAAAAGAGAUGGAAAAUACAUUUCUUUUUUUAUUCUACUUUAUAUUUUAAGAAGGUCGAGCAGAGGCAUGGCUCCAGUCCUCAAUUUCUCAGAGAUUUUUACUUUAAAACUGUCUAAUUAGGGACCAUUCUUUUGAGAAAUUGUACAUCAGUUCAGGUCACCAACUAUGAUGUGGUUUAAGGCUCAAGUGUUGACUCUCAAGUAACUUUUCUGUGCUGCUGGACAAAGUGAAUUCUGUGCAAACAUUUUGAAUCAUAGGCUCUUUAUCACCCCUCAAUUCUUACUAUUACUGAGGAUUCAAGCAUCUUCAGGAAUGUGGAUCAGGAUGUGGACAAUUUGUGGUUAUUUUCAGAUCAACAGUAACUGUUACACUCUUGAAAGCACUUAAAGAAAAAGUAUAAGCAUGUCUUAAAUAGUCAACCAUUUGACCUGGAAAAAAGUUGGCUUUUCUGUUUAAUUAUUAGACCAAACUGUAGAUGUAAUCUUAAAGGAUUUUAAGCAAUAAUGAAGACAGUUUGAGAAAUGAGAAGGCACUUUAGAGACAUGAAACCUUACAUUACACGCUCUUGGAUAUUUUUUAAGGUAAUAAGCUAAUUGGAUUCAGGUAUUUUUUUCCCUUUAAAUUUUUAAAAAUAUGUAUUUCUAAUUUGCAUAUUUAAUUUUGUCAACGCUGAGAAAUGCUCUUUAGUUGAAUUUGUAAAUGUCAUUUGCAAACCAAAUGAAGUAUUUAUUUUUAAAAAGAAAGGGUGAAGGAACCAAUAUUGAUUUGUACAUAAUGAAAAUGUGUGUGUGUGUGUGUGUGUGUGUGUGUAUAUGUUUUCCUCCUUGACACUACUUGGUCCCCACAUCAAGUGUAUUUUUGUACAUAAUAUAUAUUGGUUAGAAAAUGUAGAUUGUCUAUUCAAAG